UGUCUGAGCGCCCGAGUGCUUUGAAAGUCUGGCUCGGAGGUACCGUGAAAAACAAUACUCGCAAAAUGCCCAAUAAAGCGAAAAAAGAAAAGGAAUCGGCGAAAUCUGCAAAAAGCAGCACCAAAAACAGUAACGUGAGCGGUGGAAAAGAUGCUGGAACUGAAAAUUCAGAUGAGGCACAGCAGCAGACGGCCAGCAAGCGUCCUAGCAACAGCACUCCACCUCCAACUCAGCUCAACAAAAUCAAGUACUCGGGUGGUCCGCAGAUCGUCAAGAAGGAGCGUAGACAGAGCUCCUCUCGCUUUAACCUUAGCAAGAACCGCGAGCUACAGAAGCUCCCUGCACUCAAAGAUGCCCCACCCAUCGACAGAGAGGAGCUGUUUGUCCAGAAGCUGCGCCAGUGCUGUGUGCUCUUUGACUUCGUUACAGACCCUCUCAGUGAUCUUAAGUACAAGGAGGUGAAGCGUGCUGGCCUUAACGAGAUGGUGGAGUACAUCACACACAACCGCGAUGUAGUUACUGAGUCCAUCUACCCUGAGGCUGUCAUCAUGUUUUCAGUAAACCUGUUCAGGACACUGCCUCCUUCUUCCAAUCCCACGGGGGCAGAGUUUGACCCUGAGGAGGAUGAGCCUACACUGGAGGCAGCUUGGCCCCACCUACAGCUGGUAUAUGAAUUCUUUUUACGAUUCCUGGAGUCACCUGACUUCCAGCCUAAUAUUGCCAAAAAAUACAUUGACCAAAAGUUUGUGUUGUCUCUCCUGGAGCUGUUUGACAGUGAAGACCCCAGAGAGCGGGACUUCUUAAAGACCAUCCUGCACAGGAUCUAUGGCAAGUUCCUGGGACUUAGAGCCUACAUCCGUCGUCAGAUCAACAACAUAUUCUAUAGGUUUAUAUAUGAAACAGAGCAUCACAAUGGGAUUGCAGAGCUCUUAGAAAUCUUAGGAAGUAUAAUUAACGGCUUUGCCCUGCCACUGAAAGAGGAGCACAAAAUGUUCCUGAUCCGGGUGCUGCUGCCUCUACACAAAGUCAAGUCCCUCAGUGUCUAUCAUCCUCAGCUGGCAUACUGUGUUGUACAGUUUUUGGAAAAAGACAGCAGUCUCACUGAACCAGUCAUAAUGGGUCUCUUGAAGUUCUGGCCCAAGACCCACAGUCCCAAAGAAGUGAUGUUCCUUAAUGAGUUGGAGGAGAUCCUGGAUGUCAUUGAGCCAUCAGAAUUUGUCAAAGUUAUGGAGCCUCUGUUUAGACAGCUGGCUAAGUGUGUAUCAAGUCCACACUUCCAGGUUGCUGAGAGGGCACUGUAUUACUGGAACAAUGAAUAUAUCAUGAGCCUGAUUAGUGACAAUGCUGCGAAGAUCCUCCCCAUCAUGUUUCCUGCCCUGUAUAAGAACUCCAAGAGCCACUGGAACAAGACAAUCCAUGGGCUUAUUUACAAUGCUCUGAAGCUCUUUAUGGAGAUGAACCAAAAACUGUUUGAUGACUGCACUCAACAAUACAAAGCUGAGAAACAAAAAGAGAAAUACAAACUGAAGGAAAGGGAAGAAAUCUGGCACAAAAUUGAAGAGCUUGCAAAACAGAAUCCUCAGAUUACAAAGGUUCAUCCUGGUCUCCGACCAGGUCUGCCACAAGAUGAGUAUAUGAUGUAUAAUGAGAGUCCUGGGAUGACUCACUAUUCCAUGGAGACAGAGACCCCCACCACUGAGGACAUCCAACUGCUGAAGAAGACUGUGGAGUCUGAGGCUUCACAGGGGAUGAAGGAGAUAAAAAAGGACAAGGUGCUGAUGCGACGGAAGUCUGAGCUGCCACAGGACGUGUACACUAUAAAGGCCCUGGAGGCCCAUAAGCGGGCAGAGGAAUACCUGACGGCCAAUCAGGAAGCUCUCUGACCGGGAAACACCACCACCCUUCACCUGCACCACGCCUAAACUGUCCCUCUCGUCUUUGUCCAGAAAUGUCGCCUGCUGUAACCUCCCUUCCUCUCCUCUCUUUGCCUCUGCCUCUUUCCUUCCUCAAUUCCUCUGGAGGACCCUUUCUGCAGGAUCCUGGUCAACAUAGAAAAUAAUGGGGAGCUCCUAUGACCUCCAUUUCUUUUACACACAAACACAUGCACAUGAACCUCCACACACAGACCAGCACGCAUUCCAGUGUGCACACAGCCACAACUAAUGAUCAUGCAGAUUGUAUUUGAAUUGUGCUAGCACUGUUUUUAAUGUUAAACUGAUUACUUUUCCACUUAAUCAUAGCAUGUUUCCAUUUUUUUACUACACACUUUUUUUUCUAAAUUUGAUUUUCCUCACCUACUAUAUCUUGUCUUUGUCUUUUUCAGUUGUGUUGCAUUUUCAGGAUUCUCUCCAUUGGCUGUGUAGAUUCCUCCACUGGCUCAGUCAAUGGUCUCUGUUAUCCAAAAGAUAACAAGGACUUUGAUGGGGACACUGAGCAUGCAUUCAUUUUCCUGCAUGAGCUAGGUUUAGGGACUCUUAGGUGUGUGCAGGCCUGUCACUCUCUUUUAACAAUUAAUCAUGUUGCCUUUCUCUUGUGGGACUGUGUGAAGCAUAUGAAUGUAAGGAAUCUAUCAAACCGUGCCACAAGCUUUGCUGUUGUUUUCGUGAUCUGCAGAGACAUAGCAAGCGCUGGGUUCCAAGCUCUUCAUAUUACUUGGUGUCAUAAUGGUGAAAGUUUUACCUUGAAUAUGGUUGCUUAAAAAUUGCAAUAAAGGUUCCUCAAGACAAAGCAUCAUGCUUCUCUCUUGCACAUCAGAAGCAAUUUCAGAGACUUGUCACCAGUUGAAUGACACAACAUAAUGUAACAGAAUUAGGCGUUCAUGAGAUCCAUAUGCUGUAUCGGAAGUGUAUUGGGGUCUAGUUCUGCAAACCUUGCUGUCUAAGAUUCAGAACAUCACUUGAGGCAUCCUGAUGGAUGGCUGCUAUGAUUUUACUUAGACCCAUGGUUACAUUUAUACCAGACCUGUCAUCACAGGAUAUAAGGAUAAAUCCAUUUCCUGUCUUGCUGGUGAUCUGUUUAUGAACUUAGAACCUAAGAAUGUAAGGUGCUUAAUGAAAUCGAUGACCUCUUAAAUCAACACCAGCAGAUUAUUCCAUGCUUCAUGAUCAUUCUGCAGAAGAAUAAUGUUGUUUUUCAAUGUCCUGUCCCUCAGAAAAACAUGAAUUUGCUGAUUGUCUCCAUGGUUCCAUAACAUGCGUUUGCAUAUUUGUAAUGUUUAGUGAAUUUAUAACUAAUUGUCAAGAAAUAGUAAGGCAACUCUUUUGAUAUCACAGGCCCACCUUUCUAAUGUCUUAUUUUGUCCCAUGUUUUUGUAUUUUUUUUAUAUUAAAAGGAAGGCUCCCCUAUUUUUGAAUCAUGUGGAAUGGGAAAAGUGAAGUGCAAGUGUAGGAAAUCACUUCUCAUCUCUGCUCUCACCGACACCUUGUUUAACAUUUUAAUAAUUAUACAUUUUUAAGCACCUAAGCAAUAUAUAUAUAAUUAUUAUUUAAUUUUUAUUAUUUUUUAGAGAGACAGGAAAAAAAAGAAUUUGAAAUGUCAAGGACAGAGCUCUAUACAAUCCUCUUACUAGGACUAUAAAAAGAAAGGCUUACUUUACUUUCCAUGCUAGUUAAAUGGGAACCAGAUAGCCUGCAGUAACUUUUGCAAAUAUUUGUAUAUUGUAAUGUAUAUUGCUUAUGGUUGCACCGUUACUCGUCAUAACCCAAAUGAUUCUCCCUCCACCCUUUUGCUUUGAUUUUAUUUCCUUAUGUUGCUUCCACCUGCUGCACAAUGCCCCAUUGCUAUAAAAUUGUGUCAAUCACUCUGAUCAUUCCAAGAAAAUGUUCACACCAUACGUAUGCAGCUGGACAAUGCAGCGCUUGCCUGAUCCUUGCUUGGCUACAAGGUUGACUUAUCACAAGUGAUGUAAACUUUUGACAAUGUGUAAGCAAUCAAUGAGUUGGUGUGGGAAAAGGCUGUGCAUCUACCACAGUAGUUUAGCACAAAUCUUCAAAAUACAUUCUGGAGUUAUCACCUGAGCAAUUAAACAGUUGGAUAAGCCGGUAGCAUCAAGUGCAAGAAUUGGCAUUUUACAGCUUUGCUGGGUCCUAAGUGAUGCUAGCUCGCUCUAUGGACUGGGCAAGUGGUUGUUGUCUGGCAGCAAAACACUGGAGAGGGAAAAGAAAAGUAUGGGUCUCUCCACACUCACCCUUCCGUUCCCCUGUUCCAAGCCCUCUUUCCUAAGUCUUAACACUAAUCUUAAGCUGCUUUCCAGGUCAUAUGUACAUAUGUUGUACUUUAAUUAGGUAGUUACAUUACAUAGUAUGAAAGUCAUAUUUUGUACAGAUGUUCAUGUAUGUACAGAACAAAAAUAAAGUCAAAGAUAAAAGACUGAGCUUGUGAGUGUAUGGGGUACUACACGAAGGUCUACAUGCACUGCAUACGGAUCACUUAUAAGUUGCAGUAAUUACUUAGUCACAUGAAAGGGACGUUAUUUGUCCUUGGUGAAAGACAUUUAAAUUGUAUGACAAUUUUCAACUAUAUUUAAUUUGUUGAAAAAACUAUUUUAAAGCCUAACAGAAAAAAAAAUAAUACCUUACUGAGAUGAAUAACUGGUAUGGUAUGUAAAAGUGUAUUGAAAUAUGGAGUUUUCACAAGUGGGUAGUGUCUGCAAACCCUAGCAACUUCAUUUGGUGCAGUCAUUCAAGAAAUAAAUUCAUGCAGGAAAAGUUAGGUUACUCUUAAGCUAUGUGACAUCUGGACAGCAAAGUGUAUUAACCUUCUACUCCAUCCUAGAACCAGCACACUGCUUCCAAACAAAAAAUCAAUCUCAAUAUACAUAUACAUUUUGGAAAAAAA
Electrophorus electricus (electric eel) is the source of this 4836-nucleotide messenger RNA. It is a transcript of the gene ppp2r5d, whose product is annotated as protein phosphatase 2, regulatory subunit B', delta. Gene Ontology annotation, molecular function: protein phosphatase activator activity. Lineage: Eukaryota; Metazoa; Chordata; Actinopteri; Gymnotiformes; Gymnotidae. Gene Ontology annotation, biological process: protein dephosphorylation; signal transduction. Gene Ontology annotation, cellular component: protein phosphatase type 2A complex; nucleus; cytosol. The record is from RefSeq and is a predicted model, not a curated record.